This is a messenger RNA of Musa acuminata AAA Group (dessert banana), 2800 nucleotides long. RefSeq names its product branched-chain amino acid aminotransferase 2, chloroplastic. The record is from RefSeq and is a predicted model, not a curated record. Gene Ontology annotation, molecular function: branched-chain-amino-acid:2-oxoglutarate transaminase activity. Lineage: Eukaryota; Viridiplantae; Streptophyta; Magnoliopsida; Zingiberales; Musaceae. Bases 1358 to 2575 code for a protein of 405 amino acids. The transcript is spliced from 15 exons. Gene Ontology annotation, biological process: branched-chain amino acid metabolic process.
GGCCAAUGCACAGGAGCUGCAACCGCAGGGUUUCAAGCACGAACGCCGUCUGCGAAUAUCGUGACGAGGCGGUUUUGCAGGGGGCUGGUCGAGAUGACGACGCAGGAGACGCGCUGGAGAAGCUCAAGGCGAUACUCUGCUUGUCAACGGAGGCCAGUGAUGAUAAUCGAGGCUGGAUAUUGAACAUUAUAGCUUGUCCUUUUGCGGCUGCGGUCGAAGCAUGUUGGAGAAACAUCAAACUCAAUGGUUCUGUUGAAUGCUCGAAAGCAUAAGCUCAUCUUGUCAAGAUGAACAUGCCCACCCAUCAGAUUUAGCGGUGAUGACUGUGCUGGCUGCUCGAGCAGAUCUCACCUCCCCAUCUUCCGUUAUUGUCUGCCCAUUCUUUCCGUUUGAUCAUCUCAGUUUUGUUCGGCCAAAUCACGGGAACCGUCUCGGCGUCCAAGACAGGAAUGUCUCUGUUUCAAGGUAAAAAUGUCUUACAUCAUUUUUGGGAGAUGUGAAUGAACAGAAAGGCUUCAUGAACCUCGUGGAGCACAACUCGGUUGUCUUGUAGACGGAUGUGGAACUGGUUGACGCAAGGAGGGCCACGGAACGGGCUCCGCCGCUCUCAGCACGGAGGACAAGAUCUGGAUUGCAGAUAAAAAGCGUGCCAAGAACUCGGGGACGACACGCAAACUAGCAAGGAUGAAACAGGGAGUUACUGUCGACUGUCCUUACCUGCUUCACAAUGCCUUCUAUUUGACUGAUUUGGACGCGUAGCCCUACAACAAGACUCGGGCACUUUGAUUACCGCUGAAGUCCACAACGCAAACUGUGGCCCUGCAACAAGGUACGAUUUUCCAUUUCUCCCCCACCUUUUUUUUUUUUUUUGACCUUUCUUUGCCUUGCCAAGGCUUUGAUUUUUCCGUCAGGAGAGAGGCUUCGUCGACACCGACAAAAAUAUUUAUCGCCACCCGCCUUGCACCCUCACCUACCUCCAGUUCUCUGAGAGUCGAGUUGGACCUUCGUCCCCACUGCAGCUGUACUCCGAUGACGGUGUCGAUGGACAGAAGUGAUGCGCGUGACUUUGGGUCCAACUAUUGGGAUACCGAUUAUGUGAAUCUUCGAGGAAUACAAAGAACAAAAACACAAACUCUUUUGAUGGUCACCGAUGGAAAUCGAUUGAUGAUGGUGAAAGUGCUUCGACAACCAGACGGGGUUGAACAGGAAACCGGGGAACGCCAGAGGGCCGCUGUCAACGCAGAGGUGAUGUAUUCACCUCCUGCUUGCAUGUUCAUUUCCUGGACAUGUUUCUCCACAACAUUUGUAAGGCGGGCCAAGAUUGCGGUGGUGUGUUGUCUCAGAUUCAGGAGAAGCUAUGUCAGCGAGGCGCGUUCUCGUUCCGGCUUCGACGAACAUACUUUCAAGGCUUACGAGCUGGCGCCGCAUUGCGUCGCGGUCUGCUUCUUCUUUCCACCAGCCCUGCGUCGGCACAGCUAGGAGCAAUGAAGAAAAUGCUGAUAUUAACUGGGAUGACCUUGGGUUUGGUCAUGUACCAACUGACUAUAUGUAUGUAAUGAGAUGUUCUCGAGAUGACAAAUUCUCAUCCGGAGUCCUCAAUCGGUAUGGAAAUAUUGAAUUGAGCCCGUCGGCAGGGGUCCUCAACUACGGGCAGGCAAUGCUUGCGUAUAAAAACCUAUUCAAACAUUUAUCAGCAAAUUGUGAAAUCAUUUGUCUUGUUAAGGGUCUAUUUGAAGGUCUGAAAGCAUAUCAGAAACAAGACGGUAGUGGUUUCUUGCUCUUUCGGCCAGAAGAGAAUGCACGCCGAAUGCAAAGGGGUGCAGAGAGGAUGUGCAUGCCAUCUCUGUCAGUUGUGCAAUUCAUUCAUGCUGUCAAAGAGACGGUAUUGGCCAAUAAACGAUGGGUGCCUCCUCAGGGAAAAGGUUCUCUCUAUAUCAGACCACUACUAAUAGGGAUUGGACCUGUGCUUGGUUUGGCUCCAGCACCAGAUUACAUGUUUCUUAUCUAUGCUGCACCAGUGGGAACAUAUUUUAAGGAGGGUUUAGCUCCAAUCAAUCUAGUUAUAGAUGACAAGAUUCAUCGUGCCACUCCUGGUGGAACUGGUGAUGUGAAGACAAUUUCCAAUUAUGCACCGGCUUUGAAGGCACAGACAGAAGCUAAGACUAAAGGAUUUACGGAUGUUAUAUAUCUUGAUUCUAUUAAUAAAAAAUAUCUGGAGGAAGCUUCUUCAUGCAAUUUAUUCAUUGUGAAGGGUGAUGUCAUCUCAACACCAGCAACAAUGGGAACCAUUUUACCGGGGGUUACACGUAAAAGCAUCAUCGAAAUUGCUAUUGACUAUGGCUUCCGGGUUGAGGAACGUCUUGUCUCUCUCGAGGAUUUGCUCGAUGCUGAUGAAGUAUUUUGCACAGGAACCGCUGUGGUUGUUGCUCCAGUAAGCAGCAUUACUUAUCAAGACCAAAGAUAUGAAUACAAAACAGGAACUGAGACUGUCACUCAAAAACUAUACAACAUCCUCACAGCAAUUCAGAUGGGCCUGGUAGAAGACAGGAAAAAUUGGACAGUUGAAAUCAAAUGAGGCCCAAACCUUUUGCUACAUUAGCAGAAACACACUAGACAUGUGCAUGUGCUGUUAUAUUGGACUAUGUUCAGUGUUGGAAUCUUGUUCUCAAGACACUGUUUGUUUGUUAAUUAUUAUGCUUGGUAGAUUAUCUUGGCAUUUGAGCAUUAGUGAGUAAAUUUGAAACCUGGAUGUAGUUAUCCAAGUGAUGUUGAGAAUUUGAAAUGCAUGUUAUGGCCUAGA